Messenger RNA from Physcomitrium patens, 2374 nucleotides. NCBI's taxonomy places the organism in Eukaryota, Viridiplantae, Streptophyta, Bryopsida, Funariales, Funariaceae. The record is from RefSeq and is a predicted model, not a curated record.
UCGACCAGUAAGUAGACAAAUUCGAGCGGGGCUCGCGGGGCGGUCUCGAAGGGUUUAGAUAUUGAGAAGAGGGCGGCUGGGGGUUGUGGACGCAAAGUGUUUGCUGGUGCACUGAAGGGUGGCCAGUGUUAGAUUUUCACCGGAUCGGAGCUUCGGGGUCACCACAGCGUCAACCCAUCAAGGAGGAGCGCGAGCCGGCGAGUGUGGUGAACUCUGACGUUGUCGGAAACUCUUUUUGACGUGUCGAGAGCCCAACGAUUCGCCCAAGCCCAGAAAAAGCGGAAGCAUGUAAAUCUCGGUUGACGAUUGGAUGCUAGGAUACUGGUGUGCGGCAGAGGUGGUCUGAUUUUUGCUCUUUCUCGCUCUAGUGCGUGCAGGUUAACAGCAAAGGUUAGUAGCUCUUCGAGAUCGAUCGGUGGGUGUCAGAGGGUUUGGGUCGGAGAGUUUCCCGGCAAGGUUAAUAAAGACCGCAGAUCCUUGUGUCCACUGAUAAAGCGAUUGGCGGGCAUUUUGGUGAGUCUAAGAGCUCCUGGAGUGUCUUCAUGAUUUAUGGGCUAUCAGUCGAUUUGAACAACUCCAGUAUACGACAUGACCACGCCUAUGAAUUUAAACUGUGAAGCAUCGUAAUGAGUAUGCAUCAGAAGAUUGGACUUACAGCUUUUCAAGGCUCAAAGCGGUGCAGCGUCGUGUGCGGAGAACAGAAACUGUGUCAGACCAACAGGCUAUGUUGUGUCCCAACUCUUCUGUAGAAGAAAUUCCUCGCUGAGCCAGUAUCUUUGGAUGACGAGUAACUUUCGCAACGCCGAGUUCCGGAACAUUCUGAACCCAACGGCGUCAACUAUCCACCCUGGGAACUACAGUAGGCCAGGCGAGCCUCAAUUCGUGCGAGAGGAUCAUUUCAUAAGUCCUCUGCACAGGGAUUCAAAGCCCGUCACAAUUAGAGAAAACCACGAUUUUUCAAGCCGGAUACAGUCCCUUAUGAGUGGGGAAGUUGCCUUAGGCAACUUGCAGGAUGCACAUGGCGGAGGGGUCCCAUCGACACUCAUGGGAUCACCCCGUCUUGUUCCAAACGGCGUCAUCCCGCAGGGCAUGCAGGUAGACGCCCAGCACGACCAGAAUUCACGAGCUCCGAGCCGAUACGAGGCGCAGAAGCGGCGAGACUGGAACACCUUCGGACAGUACCUUCGCAACCAUCGUCCACCCUUGGCGCUGGCACGGUGCACAGGGGUCCAUGUGUUAGAGUUCGUGCACUACCUCGACCAAUUUGGCAAGACGAAGGUUCAUGUCCCGUCCUGUCCUUUCUUUGGGUUGCCGCACCCCCCGCACCCCUGUCCAUGCCCGCUGCGGCAAGCUUGGGGCUCCCUCGAUGCACUCAUCGGUAGACUACGUGCAGCGUUCGAGGAAAAUGGGGGCAAACCUGAGAGUAACCCGUUCGGAGCACGCCAAGUGCGUCUGUAUUUGCGCGAGGUACGCGAGAUGCAGGCCAAAGCGAGAGGGAUCGCCUACGAGAAGAAGAAGCGGAAGCGAAUGCCGAAUGCGGGCUCUGGAGGCUCUCAGGGCGGGGUGAACGGUAUGAAUGGGGUGAAUGGUAUGAACCUGAGCAACGGCGUCGGCGGUAUGACUAACGGCAAUGUUCAUGCCAUGCCGGCGCAGCAAUGAGCGAACUGUUUGAACAGACGUCACAGUCCCGUCACAGUUUUGGUCGAAACAGAUUAUAUACAACGACACCACUGAAGUUCUGGUGUCUCCCUCUACAAAAGGUGAUUCUAUUUUCGUCACGACGACGACGACGAUGGUUUUCGGAGCUACUGCAGUAACACGGCGAAAGCAGAUUCUUCUUUGUAUAUAGAUCCUUUUAGAUCUUCACUCUCCUCUUCAGAGAAUCUGUAGAUAUUCUCUUCAUGUCCUCCGAUCCACAUAUAAGGUCCACCAUUCCUAGUUACAUGUUUACAGGAAGAUUAACAACCGCCGUCAGGUCCGUCGAUCUGUACAGGUUCCACAAGGUAUAGAUGUAGACAUCUUCUUUACUCUCUCCAUCCCCCCUGGUUCUUCUUCCGGUUCCCUAGACUCACCCUAUUCGCCUUCAUCAGUUUUGCAAAGAAAUUGGGGCAAUCUGUUUCUAGCUUUUUUCGCUGCGGCCGACUCCGAGGCUUUUCUCUUGUGGAAUUGGAAUAAAUACUGAAGGUACCUCGGGGACGGUGGCUCCAGGAACAUAAUGUAGUGUAUCUAGAUAGUACUCCUGGUGUAUGGGAAUAGUCAGACGAGUUGCCUCAAUUUCGUAGGAGCCUCUUCGUCCAGAGGAGCUUUAAGGAGCUCGCUUGUAAAAUUUCCGCUAUCUAAGACCAUUUCUUCGUCUCCUUCAACAUUCUUUCUU